UUCAUAGCGUUCUCAACUUCUUUUUUUCUUUUCCUUUAUUGGUUAUAUUAUAGAUUUUAACUAGAAAAUAAUCCGUCUUCAGGAAAGAAAACAAGAGAUUUUUUUUUGAAAUUUCAUCGACUUUACUUUAUUAAAUUUGUUCAGUUCAUUCUAUAUAGUAACCUUCACCACAGGGAAUAAUGAAUCUGAGUGAGAUCAAGAAGCAAGCCUCUUCUUUUCUUCAAGAGAAAUACAAGUCAGCCAGGCUGGUCCUUACUGAUGCAACUCAAGCUGAAAUAUUGGCUGAAGAGGCUACAAACAGUGAUGUGUGGGGUCCUGAUGCUAAGACAAUGACCAGAAUAUCUGAGGCAGCUUAUGACAUGGAUGACUAUUGGAGGAUUGUUGAUGUUCUGCAUAGAAGGCUGCGUUCUGUGUAUUGGAAGGAAUGGAGGCAGUCAUACAAAACCCUAGUGCUGUUGGAAUUUUUGCUGACUCAUGGACCUGAAGAAAUGUUUGAAGAAUUCCAUUGUGACAUCAAUGUCAUUCAGGAGCUCGGCAAAUUAAACUAUGUCGAUGAAAGAGGGUUCAAUUGGGGUGCAUGCAUGCAAAACAAGUCUGAGAGGAUAUUAAGGCUCCUAAGCGACGAAAAGCAACGCCAAGAUGCACGUUCCAAAGCACUCAAAAUCUCAAAGGAGAUCCAAGGCUUUGGGAAUUUAAUUGUAUCCCCUUCCUCAUCUUCCUCAUCUACCCCAUCUUCUAGUAAAACUUGCAGAUCUUCAUCAUUCGGUUCGUACUCGCUAGAUAGUCCUACAUGGAAUGGAGAAGAUGAUCAAAGCAAACAAUUGGAACAUCAUAUAGCAGCUAAUAAAAUAUCUGAGGAUUUAGAGCAAGGAUCAUCAGAGAAGUGCCCCUUUGACCCUAUGCUCGAUAAAGAAGUGCAAAGGUUGCAUCUUUGGGAUAGCCCUAUCAAGGAGGAUGGCUCUUUGUUUGAAUCUACUAAUGAAGACAAAGAAGGUGAAUCAGAUGAUAGGUCUGGUGGAUUUUGUUCACGGCUUUUUGGGACAGCAAAUCAAAGUAUAAGAGAUAAUAAUGUAAUUGGCUUUAGAAGUUUAUCAGAUGUAGGCAAGGUGACAAAGAAGAAGAUUGAUCGGCAAUUCUCCCAUGGGUUUUGAUUGGAGAGUAAUCAUAUAAUGCUCUUGUUCAGUGUUAUGUAGCAUUUCAAUUCUCAUAUGAAAUCAUUGUAUCGGUUGAUGGAAAUG
Molecule: messenger RNA, 1238 nt
Organism: Phoenix dactylifera (date palm)
Lineage: Eukaryota; Viridiplantae; Streptophyta; Magnoliopsida; Arecales; Arecaceae
Biological process (GO): endocytosis
Cellular component (GO): clathrin vesicle coat; plasma membrane; endosome
Molecular function (GO): phospholipid binding; clathrin binding
Source: RefSeq, a predicted model, not a curated record